CUCCUCUCUUCGCCGAACGGAAGGGCGACGUUCGUCAUGUUUAAUAAUGCGGCCGUUGGACGGUAACUGCUGGUCUGUGUGCGUCGUUGGGACGGCGCUGGCCGUCUGGAUGUGAUGUGGUCUGGUGACAACAUGCUGGGUCUUUUCUCCUGUCUCCAAUAGAAGCAACAUCAGUAAUCAUGAAUAACGACCAGCAAACCACUAAAUCGGGUUUAAAAACCGGGUACCAAAGUAACAAUGGGCCGACCUCCCAGAUCCCGGGCCUGUCCACGGAAGCUGACAGCCUCCCAGAAGAGAAGGCCCGUGGAAGGAGGGUGGGGGUCAUGGAGUCUGACUCUGACUAUGUCAAACUGGCCAAGCAGGGCGGACAAAAGGGACUUCUCUGGCAUGAGGAGACUCUUGCUUCCAAACCCUCUCAGUAUACGCCUUCAAACUGGUUUGGCGACUCUGAAGAACCAGCAGACGACAAUGGAAACAUAAGUAACGAGGAUGUAAAAAAAAAUGGUGCCUCCUCCCGACUUAUGGCCGCUCCAUUCGGGACGGAUGGUAAUAUGGAAAAGGGUGAUGGCAACGGAGUGAAGGACGAUGUGAAGGACGAUGGGAAGGACGAUGGGAAGGACGAUGGGAAGGACGAUGGGAAGGACGACGUCAACAAUGAGCUGGAUGACGAGGAGGUUGUCAGCCCAACUGAUGACGAAGAUAUGAGCUCCUCCUUCAAAAAAAUGGCCUUUGAUAAGAAACCUAACCCCGUCAGCAUGUCCAAGCUGUUGAGCUUCGGUUACGUUGAAGAAGAGAAAGCUACACCCGAACGUAAAUUAUCAAAAUAAACAGAUUGACCGUCUGAGACCGGGAAGAACACACACACACACACACACACACACACACACACACACACACACACACACACACACA
Messenger RNA from Gadus chalcogrammus (walleye pollock), 912 nucleotides. RefSeq lists its product as uncharacterized. The coding region runs from base 180 to 827 and encodes 215 amino acids. NCBI's taxonomy places the organism in Eukaryota, Metazoa, Chordata, Actinopteri, Gadiformes, Gadidae. The record is from RefSeq and is a predicted model, not a curated record. The transcript is spliced from 8 exons.